Messenger RNA from Suillus fuscotomentosus, 585 nucleotides. RefSeq lists its product as uncharacterized. The record is from RefSeq and is a predicted model, not a curated record. NCBI's taxonomy places the organism in Eukaryota, Fungi, Basidiomycota, Agaricomycetes, Boletales, Suillaceae. The coding region runs from base 1 to 585 and encodes 194 amino acids. The transcript is spliced from 3 exons.
AUGUUGCGAAUGUGCCAGGCCUCUGGUUUAUCACCCUUGGAGAACAUUGUUCAGUUUGGUUCUGCUGCUGUCAUUAUCUUCGAACACUCCUUCUACGUUUUUGACAGGCGGCGCUAUCUUCAAGACAAGCAAACCUGUGAUCCCUCUUUUUAUGUCGGUCUGGAGCAGUACAUCGCGUCUCCGCAUGCAGCUGCUGUAACGGAAGCUGUGAGCGCUGCCGUCCAGGCGUAUCAAGAAACUGUGGCUACUGCUUCCCGCACAUAUGAAGACGCUGUGGCUACUGCUUCCCGCGCAUAUGAAGAAGCUGUGAGGACUGCUGUCUAUCCAUAUGAAGGAAAUUCGCCUGCUUGGACGGCAAAGUUACCGUUUAAACCCUUGAAGAGGAGGGCAAAAGCGGCAAAAGCAGCUUUCGAACGCUCUAAGGAGGAGGAGAAAGCAGCUUUCGAACGCUCUAAGGAGGAGGAGAAAGAAUCUGUUGAACGCUCCGAGAAGAACGAGAAAGAAUCCUCGUGCUAUCGGGCGAAGGAAGAGUUAAUAAAGGCUGUUGUUCGAAUCACUUUAAAUCAUCGCCUGCCGAGACCUUAA